Monosiga brevicollis MX1 is the source of this 1949-nucleotide messenger RNA. RefSeq lists its product as uncharacterized. Gene Ontology annotation, molecular function: metal ion binding. NCBI's taxonomy places the organism in Eukaryota, Choanoflagellata, Craspedida, Salpingoecidae. The record is from RefSeq and is a predicted model, not a curated record. The coding region runs from base 291 to 1949 and encodes 552 amino acids. The transcript is spliced from 6 exons.
GCUUGACGGGCGCGUGACAGCGAGGGAGGGGUGGUGACCACGGCAGCUUGGAAACGUCAAGGCAUCUUGUGCCUGGCAUGUGCUCCGGGGUUAGCAGUGCAGCUUGUGGCUUGGGUGUGGCCAAGGAAUGCUAGCUUGAGCCUGGUCCCGUCGCUUGCGCAGUGAAGCUCUGCUCUGCGUGCGCUCUCACCAGAGGAGCAGGGCGAGCGUUGGUCAGCGCGACCAGAGAGGCGCGUCGUGCGCGACUGGCUCUUUUGUUCGCAACACGCCUUGUUCCCCUCACCUUCAUCAUGCCGGCCUGCGGGUCAUGCGGCUUUACGUGCGACUUUGACGCCGCCUUUUGCAAUCAAUGUGGAUCCUCCUUGCAAUACUUUACCCCCUCAGACGCGGGCACUAUCGAGUCGCGAGGUUCCUAUGUGGACAUGGAUGAGAGCCUGCGGCUUUCACAAAUGCAGCAGCAAUUUUAUCCCCUCCCACCCGAGGACCUGGAUGCCUGGUCUGAGGCCGAUACCGAGAGCGGCGACGAGGAGCAGGACCAUACGCCGCGCCAUGGUGCUGUCCUUGACGAGCCCAAUCAAAUGAGCGUCCCAUUUAGAAACGGCGCAGCAAAUUCCAGCACGAGCCAGCACCUCGCGCCGCCUGCAGAAGGGUCGCUCAUGGCUCGUUUGCGGCGUAUCGCUGAACAGCCACCCUCGGCCACACUCUCUACCACAGACCCCAGUGUUGACAUUAGCAUAAGCAAUCAUUCCGAUUCCGGCAGCCUCUACAGCACGCAAGUUGCAGUGUCCGGCGUUAUACCGCGUCGCGUGGCCAGCAACGUGCUGUUGCAGCAUAAGCCAGGCACCUACUUGCUCCGUGCGCGCAGUGAUGGGCGCAUGGGGUUGGUGCUUGCUGUGCGCCAGCACGACCAUGUGGCCCACUAUUUGAUCUGUGACGACGGCUCCAACAACUCCUUUCGCCUCUUCUCCCACCACAACUCCAACAUGCCCAGCUUUCCCUCGCUCAAGAAUUUGAUUGACUACUACAAGGUGCAUCCAAUCGGCGAGCAGGUCUUAACGUGCUCGACCGACGUUUUUGAGUGCCAUCGUACACUGAAAAACGAUCUGGAGACUGCGGCAGCCGAAGUUCGCCGAGCAGUGUUACAUGCCGAGGAUCUGAUCGAUGUUUUAUCACUGCAAGAGUUUCUCAAGACGGGGGACGCCGAGGGCCGCCUCUUGCCGGAUGACAUGCGCGAGUUGUCACUGUCACUCGAGUCGCGUCGACGCCUUUUUGCAACAGGCAUGCCUGUGGAGCGCUGGGUGCCGGAUGGCGAUGCAGAUGUCUGCCAAUGCUGCCAGGCGACGCAGUUUGGCACCUUGAAGCGACGGCAUCACUGCCGAUCAUGCGGCCACGUCAUUGCUGGCUGCUGUGUAUCGGGAGCCAUUCAUGUGCAAGAUAUCCAAUUGGAAAAGGUGUGCCGAGACUGUUUUGCCAAGCUCCAGCCCUUGCUCGAGUCAACCAGCCCCGUUGUACGUCGCCGGCGGCGAGCCAGUACCCGGGGUGAGGCCACACAUACAUACGCCGUCCCACACGGACAACUACGGCGACAGCAGGACGCCGAGUUUCUCAGCUCUUCCGUGGUCCUGCCUCCAUAUCAUCCUCGAUUCUCAUUCUAUGCUUUUACCCUAUUCAAUCGUCUCACUGCCAUUGCAAACGUUGCUCCGAGACUCAUGCCUUCAUGCCUCAACCGUGCUGCGGUUGCGGACCAAUUGAACCUUGGGCUCGCUUUGGUUCCCGCCACCGCUGUCAUGUCCAUCUCAUGCAUGCCUCACUCUCAUGCGCCCCCCUUUAUGAAAUCAAAGGUGCACACACACACACACACACACACACACACACACACACACACACACACACACACACACACACACACACACACACACACAACCCAUCCAGUGAUCAACUUUAUCUGA